CGUUCUCAAGAACCGCUAGCAACAUUUUUAUUUUUUAACCUUGAUUUCCUAUAUCUACUGCAUGCACAACAACACAAGCAGUCAACAAACAACCCUCCCAACUAUAUCUAUUAGUCUACUGCUACUAGCAGUGGUUGUAGUCGUACUAUUUGCCUCUCGAGAUGUUCAUCACAAUAUAUAUUUAUUUUUUUAUUCACUUCAACGAAAAGCUAAUAGUACUUGGAAGGCCUUUUCAAAAUAUUUUCGGCUUUUAAAGCAAACAAUUGGAGUUUGUGCUCUACUACAAAGACACAACCCUCCUACUUCCUCACAUUCAAAUUUCUGGUUUACUAGGCAAAAAGGCAAAAGAAACCUCCCUCAAACACAAGACACACUAUCCCACGAUUGUGCGUGUGGUUUGUGUCUGUUUUUGUAUGUCCCUGUGUGUGACUGUGUGAGAGGGAGAGAGAGAGUGUGUAAUGUGCGUGUGGUGGCCCAUCUAACAUAUGGCUCACCGUCUUUGAGGAUACAAGUAAAUAAGAUGAGAAAGAGACUAGUCUCAAGACCAAAGACAGCAAGAGAGAGAGAGAGAAGAGAGAUAAAAGAGGUGAAGUGUUAUCUACAGCCAUCUUAUGGUUUAUAUGGGCUUUUGGUUUUAUCUUCAAAGAAAUGAAAUCAAACAAACGAGCUAGAAACCAGAUCAGCACCAGUUGGAAGCUCAUGCCUAUGCAUUAGUAUAAUAUAGUUUCUUUUUCAGGCUUUAAAUAUUUUUGGUUCGAUUCAAGUUUUCGUUUAUGGCUUUUUCUUGUCUUUUGGCAGAACGAUAUAUAUAAAGCCAUCCACUCUCUUUAAAGAAUUUGGGUACCCUCCAAAAGAAUUUAUGUUCGUUUCUUGGCUUUUGCUACUCCAAAACCAUUGUUUUCUUCCUUGUACUGUCUGAAACCUUUGAAACUUCGCUGUUUGCUUCUGCUCACUGCUUUGCCACCCUUUCCAAUAUAGCCUAAAACUUCACUUUUCCCCUUUUUUCUAAUAUGCAAAUGAUGCCCGGUGACCCCUUUUCCCUAUCCACUUCCAUCGGAGCCUUCAAUCAAGAGCAAAACACAAACCCUAACCCUAAACCUAACCCCCCUCCCAAGAAGAAGAGAAACCUUCCAGGCACACCAGAUCCAGAUGCCGAGGUCAUCGCUCUCUCCCCGAAGACCCUCAUGGCCACGAACCGUUUCAUAUGCGAAAUAUGCAACAAAGGGUUCCAGAGAGACCAAAACCUUCAGCUCCACCGAAGGGGUCACAACCUUCCGUGGAAGCUACGCCAAAGGUCCAACAAAGAGGUAAGGAAGAAGGUUUAUAUCUGCCCUGAACAAACCUGCGUCCACCACGACCCUUCAAGGGCACUCGGCGACCUCACUGGCAUCAAAAAGCACUUCAGCAGAAAGCACGGCGAGAAGAAGUGGAAGUGUGAAAAGUGCUCCAAGAAAUACGCAGUCCAAUCAGAUUGGAAAGCACACACCAAAACCUGUGGCACUAGAGAAUACAAAUGCGACUGUGGCACCCUCUUCUCCAGGAAGGACAGCUUCAUUACUCAUAGAGCAUUUUGCGAUGCUUUGGCUGAAGAGAGUGCGAGGCUCACCUCAGUUACCACAACAAAUCUAAAUUUCAAGAGUGAAGAGGGCAGUAAUGUGAUGAACUCGCAGCACGGUUUGGGGCAUGGUUUAAUUGCAGCGCAGGGUCUUCAAAACGUAGGUGGCAUUCCUCAAUUUGGUCCACAUGGUUUUCGUUUGGAUUUUAAUGGAAUGGAGCAACAACAAAGGCCAAGUUUGUCACUAUGGUUGAACCAGGGGAAUCCCCAUAUGAAUAACAAUAAUAAUAUUAGUAACAACGGUGCUCCCGAUGUGGGGCCCAAUUACAUGUCAUCAUGCUCUUCAGGGUUGCCUGAGAUUGUGCAAAUGGCUCAGGCCAAUGCCUUGAUGGGUUCAUCAUCGAUGGUGUCCAAUUUUGGAGUGCCUGUGGGUUCUAAUUCAACCAGUGCUGCAAAUCUUUCUCUUUCGUCACUACCUAUUGGGAAAAGAGGAGAAACAGUGGUGGACUUGGCGACUAUUUAUAAUUGUGAGGGUCAAAACAAGCAAUCAAAGCCUGCUUCACCCAUGUCAGCCACUGCGCUUCUGCAGAAAGCAGCUCAGAUGGGUUCCACCAGAAGCACCAACCCUUCCAUUUUCAGUGGUAGUUUUGGAGCGGUGAACUCACCUUCCUCGCAAACUACCACUCUCAAUAACAACAACGCCGUGAUGCUGGGAAGCAAUAAUAAUGCAGCUGCUACUACUGCUGGAACUGACUAUAGCUCUUUGACGCAUUCAUCAAACAGUUUUGACCAACUCGUGAUGCAGACCAAUGGGCAGUUACAAAGCGAGCCAGUGAAACUGAAGCUUCAUUCUAACGCCGUGGAGCAUAAUUUGACAAGGGAUUUUCUCGGCGUGAGUGGAGGAGGAGGAGGAGCUGGCCCUCAGUUCCUACCCCAAGAACUUGCGAAGUUUGCUUCCAUGGGCUCGCCAAUGGGGUUGAGCCAAUUCACGAGUAACCAAUGAACUCGUUUCGUUUCUGAUGAGCUUGUGAGAUAGCAUGUAUCAAACUUGAAGGUUUGGGGGAUGAGUUAGAGUGUAGCUAGCACUUGUGAGAGAUUGAUGAUGAUGUUGUGAGUGGGGGACCCACUUCUUGAUCGAACGAAAGGAAUAUCGAACACCACGAGUCGUGCAUGUUCUCCCUAUUGUUAUUGUUGUUUUAUCUUCUGUCUUAACCAUGUUAUCGUUUUUGGCUUCUCUUCCUUGAGAGCAAUGAAGGGAGGCAUAAAAUAAUGCAAAGAAUUCUUAGUGAAACGCUGAAAA
Cajanus cajan (pigeon pea) is the source of this 2855-nucleotide messenger RNA. Its product is annotated as zinc finger protein JACKDAW. NCBI's taxonomy places the organism in Eukaryota, Viridiplantae, Streptophyta, Magnoliopsida, Fabales, Fabaceae. Gene Ontology annotation, molecular function: DNA-binding transcription factor activity. Gene Ontology annotation, cellular component: nucleus. The record is from RefSeq and is a predicted model, not a curated record.